Penicillium antarcticum is the source of this 3030-nucleotide messenger RNA. RefSeq lists its product as uncharacterized. The record is from RefSeq and is a predicted model, not a curated record. Lineage: Eukaryota; Fungi; Ascomycota; Eurotiomycetes; Eurotiales; Aspergillaceae. The transcript has a single exon. Bases 1 to 3030 code for a protein of 1009 amino acids.
AUGGAGCAACUUCUAUGCAAUCAUGCCAACAAAGCGAGCGACUCUCUGGCAGUCAUCGAUGGAGAGCAACGAUUUACCUAUCGAGAUUUAUUGGCCAAAGCAGAUGUUCUGGCUUUGAAAUUGGCCAAGAAGGGAAUCGAAGCCGAAGAGCCCAUUGGCAUUCUGAUAGGAACAGGCUGGCAACAAGUGAUUGCGCAAGUUGCCGUGCUGAGAGCAGGAGGAUCUUGUACCCCCGUUGAUCCAUCUGUGCCUGACAGUCAGCUUCACGACAUGCUUAAUGACUUGAACAUGCGAAUGGUUAUAACGACAAACGAGUUGUCGACAAGGGUUUCUCAGUUUGAUGUACUGCUUGCCGAGUCAGUACUUGAUUCUGAACACGGUAUAGACGACUCUGGGGAGAUUCUGGUGAAUUCUGAGAAAUCUCAGGACCAUAGAAGCCAUCUCAUCCAUACAUCUGGCUCAACAGGGAAACCCAAGGUCGUACAGAUCUUCUCAAAGGCUAUCAUGCAUCUUGCCACUUCGUCCCCGCUCGAUAUCGGGCCAGGGGAUAAAGUCGGAGAGUUAAACAACCCCGGUUUCGACCUAUCCUUAUUUGAAAUUUGGGCUACCUUGCUUUCCGGUGGCACAGUGGUGCACAUACCAAAUUCGAUCAUCAAAGAUCCGGUCUCUUUUGCGGCUUUCUUGGAGGAUUCAAGCAUUUCCGGGCUUAUUCUACCUUCUGCCCUUUUCACCGCGGUAUCAACCAGUAUUCCUACAGCCUUUCGCAAUGUUCGCCAUGUGAUCACCUCCGGUGAGUCACCAAAUCCUCUGGCAAUGCAAAGGGUCCUCGGCAGUGAUGCCCCUCCGGAAACCCUUUGGAAUGGCUAUGGACCUACCGAGACGACAUGUUUUUCAACUUUGAAGCGGGUGACGCUCCAGGAGGCGCAAGAUGAAACCAUUACAGCUGGAGUUCCCUUUGGAGAUACUUUGCUAUAUAUCAUUGAUGAAAACCGGAGCCCUAUUCUCAAUGAGGAAGUUUCGGGUGAAAUAUGCAUUGGGGGACCAGGACUAUCUACUGGAUACCUCAACCGUCCCGACGAAACUGCAGAAAAGUUCAUUGAGCUCAAUAUUUCAGAGUCUCCGGACUCCAGCAACGGGAAAAUUGUCCGAGUCUACCGGACAGGUGAUCUUGGUACGUGGAAGGGGAAGGAACUUCACUUCCUUGGCCGUAAAGAUCUCCAGGUCAAGCGUCAGGGGUUCCGUGUUGAACUGGAAGGUGUUGAACAAGCCAUAGCAGCAAACGAGUGUAUCCAUGCAGCGGCCUGUCUACAUGAGAAGUCCGCUCAUGGUGCAGGUUCUGACCAUCUUAGGGCUUUCAUUGUCCCUGAAGACGGUAGCUCAGUUGAUCCGCAAGAAAUUCUCAAGAUGAUGCAAGAUCGACUUCCCUAUUAUAUGGUCCCCGACGAAGUCCAUAUCAUAGAUGAAAUACCGUUGAAUUCUCGCGGUAAAGUGGACCGUGGUGCUUUAGCCGAUAAGCACCGAAAUCUUCAAACUCCGCGAUCCUCUGAGGAAGUUGUGGAUGAAGAAAAGAACCCCGUCAGUAUUGUUGCCGAAAUCGUGGAAGGGAUUUUGAGCAUCAAAAAUAUCGGACCGGAUGACAAUGUUGUUUCUCUUGGCAUGUCUUCAAUACAGAUCGCUCGAUUUCUUGGCCUGAUCAAACAACGAUUUGGAAAGUUGCUAUCAAUCAAAGACCUCUACACAACUCCAACAAUUGGAUCAUUGGCAGACUAUCUCAGCAAAAAGGAGGAAAUCAACUACGGGCCUACUGAAAUUUUGCAAUUUGAAGAGGACAGCCAUUUUGCAGAUGACAUCGAGUUGGUCCCAGACUGGUCAUCUGAAGGUCGCUUAUUCCUGACGGGUGCUACCGGAUUCCUCGGGGCUAAUCUUCUAUACCGCUUGCUCUCCAUGUCGAAUAUGAAAGAGAUAGCCUGUCUCGCUCGAGGCAAUGAAGAUCAUUCGCCUAUGGAUCGAAUCCAGAAUACUCUCAAGAAGUACGACCUGUGGAACGAAGCUGUUUCCCAUAAUAUGGGAAAGGUAAUUAUCGUGGACGGAGACAUGACAAAAGAACAUCUUGGGCUUUCGCAGAAUGAUUAUCAAUGGCUCACUUGCUGGGCACCAGCAGUUCUCCAUUCAGCUGCGAAGGUCAACUGGUGUGAUCCGUACAGUGCUCACUUCGCGCAAAACAUCCUGGGGACGAAGAAUGUUCUCCGAGUUGCAGCAGAUGGGCGACGCAAGUCCUUCCACUACAUCUCAAGCAUCGAUGUUUGGGCUGUCACUGGACUCAUACUCGGAACAGAAGUGGUCUCUGAGGACGGGCCAUUGAAGACUCACCUGGCUUCACUCCCUUUCGAUACCGGCUAUGCCCAGAGUCAAUGGGUAGCAGAUGAAAUGGUUCAAAGGGUGCGCGACAAAGGUCUGCCUGUGAACAUUUACCGCCCAGGAUUCCUUGUCGGUGAUAGUAAAACAGGAGCUGGGAAUCCAGAUGAUUUCUUCACUCGAAUGCUGGUUGGAUGUGUUCAACUAGGAUAUUGGCCGCAUCUGCCACACCAGAACCAAGAAUACGUUACAGUUGACUAUGCUUGUGAUUCAAUUUUACAAAUUGCUUCGAAUAAACACAACAUGGGCCGGAACUACACGCUCAGUGCGCCAAAGACAGACCUGACUACCAACAUGGAAAAGCUAUGCACAUUUAUAAACCAAGCUGGCUUUUCUAUAAAACAGGUCCCAUACCCGGAGUGGUUGGAAAGAUUGCAAGCUUGGGAGGGUCUUGAAUCGAGCCCUGUGAUAUCUUUGAUGCCCUUGCUCGCAGAGCCUGUUCUGCGUGGUGCAACACGUCUCCAGACAAGCAAAUAUUCUCCAGUCUACGAUUGUUCAAAUACCUUGAAGGUACUUGGAAAUCAUGAUGGUGGUUCUUUCGUCCAGCUUACACCCGAUCUCAUCCGGAAAUUUGUAGGAUUCCUGACGCGCAAAGGGUUCUACAACUUUGAUUAA